Messenger RNA from Coccomyxa subellipsoidea C-169, 4966 nucleotides. RefSeq lists its product as hypothetical. The record is from RefSeq and is a predicted model, not a curated record. Bases 1 to 4044 code for a protein of 1347 amino acids. The transcript is spliced from 20 exons. Lineage: Eukaryota; Viridiplantae; Chlorophyta; Trebouxiophyceae; Coccomyxaceae. Gene Ontology annotation, biological process: vesicle transport along actin filament; actin filament organization. Gene Ontology annotation, molecular function: microfilament motor activity; ATP binding; actin filament binding. Gene Ontology annotation, cellular component: vesicle; myosin complex; cytoplasm.
AUGUUUGGCCGGACUCGGCAGCUGAAGGAUCCUGGCAAGAAGCCAGGCGGUGGAUGGGUCAGCAAAAAUGGCACCCAGAAGUCUGGCCAGGGCACCGCCAAGAGUGCAGCGGCCUGGAAACAAGACACCUUGGAAGGGCUUGAGAAGGGUUCACGAGUGUGGUACAAGGCUGGUGCGGACAGCUGGGUUUUGGGUACCCUGCUCACUCGCCAGGAGGAAAGCUGGAAGGUGGCAUUGGACUCGGAGGCUGGAGAAGGCACAGGGCAGGUGAUAUCGUGCAAGCCUGAUGUGCUGGUACCAGCCAAUCCAGUGAUCUUGGACGGCGUGCCGGACUUGACCGGCCUGACAUACCUGAACGAGCCCUCCAUCCUGCACGGCCUCAACCUGAGAUAUGCAGAGGACGAGAUCUACACCCAUGCUGGUCCAGUCCUCAUAGCUAUCAAUCCCUUCAAGCAGGUGCCGUUGUAUACGGCAGAGAUAGUGGAGCGGUAUGUGACAAGAGGGACGCCGCGGGAUGGGAGCGAGCAGCCGGAGCCGCACGUAUUUCUCACAGCAGACACUGCCUACAAGGCAAUGUGCCGCAGCGGGCUGAGCCAGAGCCUGGUCAUCACCGGAGAGAGCGGCUCCGGCAAGACAGAGACCACCAAGAUAGCCAUGCAGUACUUGGCUGGACUCGCUGGAGGCACAGGAGUGGAGGACGCAGUGCUGGCCACGAACCCGCUGCUGGAGGCGUUCGGCAAUGCCAAGACGCUGCGGAACAACAACAGUAGUCGCUUUGGCAAGCUCAUAGAGAUCUACUUUGACAGGGGCCAUCACAUCUGCGGCGCGCUCAUCCAGACCUACCUCCUGGAGAAGAGCAGGGUAGUGCAUCAGCUGCCGGGAGAGCGCAACUACCACAUCUUCUACCAGCUGUGCAAGGCGAUGAAGGGUGAGCAGGCGGCGCAGCUGCGCAUUCCACCGGACGCCCUGAAGCACUUCCGGUACCUGAACAGAUCCGGCUGCACCACCAUUGCUGGCACGGAUGACGCUGCAGACUUCCAGCUCGUGCUGCAUGCCAUGGACGCCGGCCUGGUGUGGAUACUGCUCUCCGCGAUUCUUUGGCUGGGCAACAUCGAGUUUGACAGCGCCGGAGAUGACAGCGUGACGGUGCGGCGCGACGAGGCGCUGAUUAACGCGGCCGAGCUGCUGAGCGUGGACGAGGACGAGCUCGCCACCGCUCUGUGCGAGCGCACGCUCAGCGCCGGUGGGGAGACGAUCCAGCGGCGGCUGCGGCUGGACGCGGCGGAGGAUGCGCGCGACGCGCUGGCCAAGGCGGUGUACGCGGCGCUGUUCCGGUGGCUGGUCACGCGCGUCAACGCAUUCCUGGCCGUGGGCAAGAAGGUGUCCGGCACCAGCCUGUCCAUCCUGGACAUCUACGGCUUUGAGUGCUUCAUGGAGAACAGCUUCGAGCAGCUCUGCAUCAAUUACGCCAACGAGCGCCUGCAGCAGCAGUUCAACAGGCACCUUUUCAAGGUGGAGCAGGAGGCGUAUGAGAGCGAGGGAAUCGACUGGGCGCAUGUGGACUUCGAGGACAACCAGGACUGCGUUGACCUGCUGGAGGCGCGGCCACCGCGCGGCACCGGCAUCCUCUCCCUCCUCGACGAGGAGUGCCUCUUCCCCAAGUCCACGGACUCCACAUUUGGCGACAAGCUGCGGCAGCAGCUGAGGGACCACGCUUGCUUUGGCUUUGACCCGCGCAUCCCCUCCCUCGACUUCAUCGUGCACCACUACGCCGGUGACGUGCUCUACUCCUGCGACAAGUUCCUCGACAAGAACCGCGACAGCCUCAGCCCAGACCUGGUGAUCUUGUUGGAGGGCGGCGGCAACCAGCUGGUGUCGCAGCUGGCAGAGGACAUGGCGCACGACCAGAUCAACCGCACCUCCUCCACCACCGUUGGCGCGCGCUUCCGCGAGCAGCUGCGCGACCUCAUUGCCCGCCUCGACCUGACGGAGCUGCAUUUCGUGCGCUGCAUCAAGCCCAACAACGAGCAGGCGCAGGAGGACUACGACGCAGCGCUGGUGCUGCACCAGCUGCGCUGCUGCGGCAUCACUGAGGUCGCGCGCAUCGCCCGCGCCGGCUACCCCACCCGCUAUGCGCACGCUCAGUUCGCCCACCGCUACUCCGUCCUGCUCGGCAACAAGGCCCCUCGCAAGGGGGAGGCGGUGCUGGACACGUGCAAGGCGCUACUGGCCCAAUUUGGCGUCAAGCCGGAGCAGUACCAGAUCGGGCACACCAAGCUCUUUUUCCGUGCCGGCGUGCUGGGCCAGCUGGAGGACGCAGCCACCCGCAUCAACAGGGCGGUGCUGAUGAUCCAGAGCUACAGACGCAUGCUGCCGGUACGGCGCAAUUUCGUGGCCAAGCGCUGCGCGGCGGUGCAAAUACAGGCGGCCGAGCGCGGCCGAGUGGCGCGCCGCGACUUUGCGGAGCUCAAGCGCCGCCACGCAGCCGCCACGCAGCUGCAGGCGCGCUACCGCGGCCACCGCGCGCGCGUCGACUACCUGCGCACGCUGCGCGCCGUUCUGGUGCUGCAGAUCGCGUUCCGCCGCUGGCAGGUCGCCCGCCGCGUCGCGGCUCGGGCGUCCGAGCGCGCCGCCCGCGAGGCCGAGCUCGCCAAGGUGGCGGCUGCCGAAGCGGCCGCACGCGCCGCCGAGGAGGCCGUCGCCGAGGAGGCCCAACGCAAGGAGCGCGCCAGCUUCACCGCCAUCAAGGCGCGCAUCCGUCCUGCUGCUCGUAGCACAACCUGCUGUGAUCUCUCGUACCAUGAUGACGAGUUUGGAGUGGAGCAGGACGACGUAUAUGAAAUUGUGGCAGCCUGGCACGACCAUGCGGCGGACGUGGAGGAGUAUGUGGCGGUGCAGGAGGAGUUUGGAAUGGACGCCAAGGGCAUCCGCGAGGCGCUCGAGGCGCAUCGGCGCCAGAAGAAGGACCUGGACGACUACGAGGCCCUGCGCAGAGACCUGGGCAUGGACGCGGAAGGCAUGCGCAAGGUGCUGACGAGCUGGCAGGCGCACGGCGCCAAGCUGGAGGCGGUGAGGGCGGAGUUUCAGACGGACCCGCAGAGCAUGCGCGACAUCCUGCGCCUGUGGCAGCGCCACGGCCACCAAAUCAACGCCUACCUGGAAUCCGGCGAGGCUCAGGGCCUGCAGAACGGCGCCAAGGGCCUCCCGGAGGUCCGGGGUGCCCCGGACACCAACGAGUGGAUCACAGGCGAGUCCCCAGAGCUGGGCGUGCCGACGCCGCAGAAGGUGGCGAUGCGCAGCACGACCAUCGCAGAGGAGCCCGAGGAAGAGGACGCAGCCGCCUCCGGCGCGCGGCCGCAGGUCCUCUCCGCCUCCGCCUGCCAGCAGCUGGCGCUGUGGGAGGAGUACGCGGAUGAGGUGGAGGAGCAGAUGCGCGUGCUGCUGGCGGACAACGCUCUGCUGCAGGCUGCACUGGCCGACGUGCGCUCCAGCCUCACCCACGACCGCCCACCCUCCGCCGGAGCCUCCGGGAGGCGGGACGACGGCUGGGCGCUGCCGGCGUCGCGGCCGGGCACAGCGGAGGGCGGCAGCGGCGCACCGGGGCCGGCGGCCAACGGAGGAGGGAACCCCGCUGUAGCCACAUACGUGCGGCCGCUGGCGGAGGAGCUGGAACGCAAGCGCGCACUGUUCAUGGACGACGCCAGCUUCAUCACCGAGGUGCGCGAGGGCCGCGCUCUGGCGCCUGGCAUGGACGCGGAGGCCGAGCUGCGCACGCUGCGCCUGCGCUUCGACAACUUCCGCCGCGACUUCAAGGCGCGGCUGGACAUCACAGCGGAGAAUCUGAAGCGCAUAGAGAAGGAGGAGAAGAAGGCGGCGCGGCGGGGGUCCCUGCGCGUGUCGGGCUCUGGCGACAGCCGCACAACGUCGGAGGCCAGCAUGGACGCCUCUGGCGCGCACACGGCCUUUGGCGGCGACAUCGACGCCUCCAACAAGGCCGGCCUCUCCUCCAUGCUAUCGCGCCUCUCCUUCAGGCGGCCCCACUGAUGACUCACGGCCCGGCACCGGGGCUUCAACAUCUGAGGGGGACGAGGGGGUUCUGGGCUGCACCUCAUGCUGACUUCCAUAAAGACAUAUUGGGCAGCUGAUGAGCCUCCAGGAGUGGCUCAGAGACCCCACAGAAUGUCCUCUGGGCAUAUCCCAGAGAUGCCUUGAGGCCCUGUCAUGCCCUGCUGAUGAUGCGGCGCCGCCGUUCUUGCUUAGAGAUUAACGAAUGAUGAUAUGACCUUGCGGACCCGCAGGCAUGCCACACCAGGGUGUGGAAUCUGCUGAUCCGUGCAUGGCUGCCUCUGCAGUGUUAGCGGUGCAAGGCCUUCAGCAGAAAUAAAGAACCUUUGGUCUGCGUCCCACCAAUUUAGCACAGCGUGACUUACAGUGACCAGGCUCAGGAACCCCAUGAAGAAGCACUUGGACCAAUUGUUAUUGGAAGCAGUCAGAUCGUGAGAGAGUAUGCAACUGAAUAUUUCCAGCAACCUGCGGCUUCAGGUCUAAGCUCUGUUGAUCAAGUCCGUCACUUUCGGAUCUCCACCUUUAAGCAUACGGUACAUGCGAAUAUCGCUAUAUAGAGGAUCUACAUAGGUUUACCUGCUGGUCAUGAAAGUGUAUAAUCCAAGACUUCUGCCCUUAUGAAGGAGUUCAACCACCGCAUUCAAAUUAUUUCCAGUUUGGUCAUUCAUUGCGUUUUUGGGUGACGAACUCUAGAUCUGGGUACGUCAGAUUGCAGAUCAGGUGUCUGUGUAGUAGCAUCUCUGAUAAAAAGUCGACACUGUGCUUUGUAAAGAGAGUGGUGCAGCAACGCCCGGAAACAUUCAGAUGCACUACAUAUGGCAACCAACCAUGAAGCAUGACUUAAGCUUGUCAUGAUCGGAUAUGGCAUAUGAAAGACACCAUGUUACAACUCAUUCUAACU